CAUUAGCCAUCCUUGCAGUCGAUUUUCACAGUGGUUCGGACUCCCGCGGGAUGAGGGCGUGUGUGUGCGCCAGAUGGUUCCGUGACUGCGUUGGGAGAUAUUGAGCCCUACCAGCUGAAGCAAACCUCCAAACCACAUCCAACUCUGCAUGAUGUUGUUUGGCCGAGACCGCCUGCUGUCGCCAGCCAAGCUCCAGAGCUUGGAUGAACACAAGUACAGCUGCCAGAGCAACAGCAUCCUGGAUCCUUUCAUGCAGCCAUGGUGGAAUUGGCUGGUGACCAAGUGUCCACUGUGGCUGGCACCCAACCUCAUCACGCUGGCUGGCCUGGCUGUCAACAUCAUCACCACACUCAUUCUGGUGUACUACAGUCCAGAUGCCAAGGGCAAGACGCCGCAGUGGGCCUGCUUCCUGGUGGCGCUCGGCCUCUUCAUCUACCAGAGCCUGGACGCCAUCGACGGCAAGCAGGCGCGCCGCACCGGCACCUCGUCACCGCUGGGCGAGCUGUUCGACCACGGCUGCGACUCCGUCUCCGUCAUAUUUGUGGUGGUGGGCGUGUCGACGAUGACCAGCCUGGGCGAGUACCCGAUGAUGAUGUUCGUGGUCUGCUUCACGGCCAUCUCACUCUUCUACUGCGCCCACUGGCAGACGUUCGUCUCAGGCACGCUGAAGUUCGGCAAGAUCGACGUGACUGAGGAGCAGUGGUGCGUGAUCGGCCUGUACCUGGUCGGCGCCGUGUUCGGGCCCGACGUUUGGAAUACCCAGAUCCGACUGGGCGCCGUGACCCUGCCCCUGAAGCUGGUCACGUGCGCGGUCACCGUGGCCAUGGGCGGCUUCCACGUUCACCAGUAUUUCGGCCGCAUUUUCCGUGGAGGUGUGGGCAAAAACGGAUCCAGCGUGGCCGGUACGUCGGUGCUGUCGCCUAGCAUCCCGCUGGCACUAGUGGUCGUGCCGGCGUUCGUCAUCUACCGCAAGUCCUUGCAGAUUGUCUACGAGACCCACCCAGUGCUCUACAUAUUCGCUUUUGCCAUGGUGGCCUCUAAGGUCACCUGCAAACUGGUGGUGGCGCACAUGACCAAGUCCGAGCUGGAGUACUUCGACUCCUGCAUGAUCGGGCCGGCCAUGCUGUUCCUCAACCAGUACUUCAACACGUUCUUCCGCGAGUACUAUGUGCUGUGGGUGUGCUUGAUCUGGGGCCUGGUUGACUUCCUCGACUACUGGCGCAAGAUCUGCAACGAGAUCUGCGCGCACAUGAACAUCCUCUGCUUCCGGAUCCGGCCUCAGGUGCCGCCGGCGGCGGCCUCCGGCUCAGACCGCUGGGAUCCGGUCAAGUCGCCGCUGCUGCUCAAGAGCCGCUCCAACCGCAGCUCGACAGAGUCUCUGCGCGAGGUGACCUGUGUCGACGGCCAGACCAGGAAGGGCACGUGAAGCCGGCAAGUUCGGCCGGCAAAGGAAAGUAUCCCCGACUGGUCGGUGGCGGCGCGCUUUCUGAGGGUCCUGCGGCUCCCUCAUUGUCAGAUCAAGAACCUCCGCUCUGCAGGGCCGCAGACACGGACCGUGCCGGCAGAGAGCGACGAAUUACGUGAGCUUUUGACUGUUCGAGUGUAUAGUGACGAUGGUUGGCGAGGGGUCUGGCGGAAAGCGAUGUCACUUUGGUGUGUAAUGGUGAUUAGUGAAUGCUGCGCGUUGCUGCCGAUGCAAUGGAAUGCUAGAACUUAUUUGUGUAACACUCUAGUGGUAGACUAAGUUUGACAUUAGAGUGGACGAUGUGCAUAGUGGAGAAAAUCGGACCUGUCUAUGUCCGUUCUACGCGGUGUGGUGCGCCACCACACAGGAUGUGCUCACGCUUGCUUAUUGACAGGAUGUACGGAAGAAAAUAUGUGUAAAGUUCAGCGCAUGGGUGGACACUGGAACAAACGUGUGGUCGGUAACAUAUGCGUCAGUAUUUGUGUAUGGUAUGACAUUCUGGCCAUAUCUGUGCUCGACCCAGUUCUCGGACGGAUUCUCCGGCCGCCUCAGUGACUUCCGUGGCGUCCGCCUGACAGCAGCUUUAAUGCAUCUCGUGUCUGUCUGCUCUCUAAAUGAACGAUGCGGGAGGCAUGCCUUCUAAGUUAUUGUACAUGCUGCGCCAGAAAUACACCUCUAUUUUGCUG
Molecule: messenger RNA, 2151 nt
Organism: Pollicipes pollicipes
Lineage: Eukaryota; Metazoa; Arthropoda; Thecostraca; Pollicipedomorpha; Pollicipedidae
Gene: bbc
Product: choline/ethanolaminephosphotransferase 1 bbc
Exons: 10
Coding region: 149-1426 (425 amino acids)
Biological process (GO): phosphatidylethanolamine biosynthetic process
Cellular component (GO): Golgi apparatus; endoplasmic reticulum membrane
Molecular function (GO): ethanolaminephosphotransferase activity; diacylglycerol cholinephosphotransferase activity
Source: RefSeq, a predicted model, not a curated record